AGUCAUUUUAAUGUUAAAAAAAUUUAAAGUUUGUUUAAAAAAAUCGAACUGAACAAAUAAAGUGUAUUUCAAUUAUAAUUGGAGUUCAAAGUAUAAUCCAAUGGAUCUUGUUGGCCUACCCCUUCAACGCGCUUCUUCUUUCACCCAAUUUACGACUCUCUCCCCCCCUUCUGUCCUGAAGCCGACUCACAGAGCAGGUGAGCAGAUAUCCAUGGCUUUUGUGUUUAAACUUCCGGCGAAUCUCCAAGGAGGAAUCUCCCACUACAAUUUUACCGGUACGAGCAAAAGAGCUGUUAAUACUAGCAUUACCAGCAGGCAGAAUUCUUCCAUCCGAAUGUGUUCAUCAUAUUCCCAGAUCCUCAAGCAAUCGCCUCCAUCUACAUCUCAGAAGAGCGCACCUCCCAUAAUGGUAAACGGAUGUACUGGAAAAAUGGGAAGAGCAGUUCUUGAAGCUGCCAUUUCUGCAGGACUUCAGCCCGUUCCUGUGGCUUUUAGUAGCACUGAAGAUUCAGGGAAGAUAUUGGAUGUAGCUGGGAAAAAGAUUACAGUGCAUGCUCCUAUUGACAGAGAGAGCACUCUAGCAUUAAUCUUUGAGGAGCAUCCGGAUUUAAUUGUGGUGGAUUACACAGUUCCUGCAGCAGUGAAUGAUAAUGCGGAGUUGUAUUGCAAUGUUGGAGUUCCUUUUGUGAUGGGAACUACUGGUGGUGAUAGAGAUAGGUUGUAUAAGACAGUGAUGGACUCUAAUAACUACGCUGUGAUCUCCCCACAAAUGGGAAAGCAGGUUGUUGCAUUUCUUGCUGCAAUGGAAAUAAUGGCAGAGAAGUUUCCUGAUGCUUUCUCUGGCUAUAAACUUCAGGUGAUGGAGUCUCAUCAAGCAAACAAAUUGGAUCUAUCUGGCACUGCCAAGGCUAUCAUCUCCUGUUUUCAGCGAUUAGGGGUCUCCUUUGACUUAAAUCAGGUAAAACAAAUACGCGACCCCAAACUACAAACCGAAAUGGUUGGCGUCCCAGAGGAACACUUAUCUGGUCAUGCUUUCCACACAUACAAUCUAACCUCACCCGAUGGAAGUGUCUCUUUCGAAUUUCAGCAUAACGUUUGUGGAAGAUCAAUAUACGCAGAGGGCACCGUCGAUGCUGUUCUCUUCCUUGCGAAGAAGGUUAAAGCAAAAGAAAACAAGAGGAUAUAUGACAUGAUUGAUGUUCUGCGGGAGGGCAAUAUGAGAUGAAUUUCACGUAAGGUUCUACUAAGCAGGUAAGGUGCCCACUGGAGUGCCAAACUAAUACAUAGUGAUUUCUAGAGCACUUAUUAAGCUAAUCUUUUGCAUUUAGCUACAGAAGUGAAUUCAUUUUUGGCUCAAAUCUAGCCAUGGGUAGAGGCAUAUGGCAUUUUACAUUUAUUUUGUAGUAUGAAUGCGAAGGCAGAAUCGUCAUUCUAACACUGUAUUUAACCUUAUGGUUUGAAUUUGUUUCGAGUUUUAUCGCAGUUUUGAUGUUAUUUUGUAGUUUGGUUUCAAAGGAUUCGAACUCAAUUCGACUUUAAUUUGAGUUGUAAAGAUGUGUUACUUGGGGAUUUCGAC
Molecule: messenger RNA, 1576 nt
Organism: Cuscuta campestris
Lineage: Eukaryota; Viridiplantae; Streptophyta; Magnoliopsida; Solanales; Convolvulaceae
Source: the annotation of a GenBank genome assembly